GGUCAUAUGAUGAGGAACGCGGAAAUGAAAAUAUUGGGAUUGAAUAGGUUGUUAAUAUCCUCGAAGAUCUAGGCCUAAAUACAGUUAAAUCUAUUGUCAACGUUUUUUGUCAAAUAUAUUCGUUGUAGGCCUUAGUUCUGCAAUUGGUACUGAUCCAAAGACAGCUCGAGUCGAAUUAUAAACACCGAAAAUGGGAAUGACAUCGCAAUGGGAAUGGGCUAUGUGGGCCAACGAACACGCCUUUGUCAGUGGAAUCAUUCUAGUGAUGGGAGGAAUCGUUGGUUCAUUCGACUUUUCUGGAAAGGAGUUUGCCUACUACAGCAUAGUUGCUGGUGUAUUAGUCACCUUUUUAGAAUAUCCGAGAGGUACAAGGAUGAAUGGAAAGGUUGUCCCAAGAAGAUUUCAAUCCAAAAUCUCACCAAUUGUUGAUGCAUUAGGACCAAUCAGCAGAAGUUAUUUCAUUCGAUUUGUACUGUAUUUACUAAUGUCAGUUCCAACAGUGUUUUGUUUACCAACGAUCAUGAGUGGGGUUUCGCUGUUCUUUGCGGCUAUUAUGUAUUUCGUGGCAGCUCUCGGAGGUGAAGAAUGGAGGCCGGAGAGCGUGAGCAGUCUUGCGAGGCAGAAGACGCUAACCCAGCAUGCCCCGAUGAACCCACCCCCUCGUCCACCCCAGGCUAAGGGGGAGAGAGCUGCAGCAGUCAACAUCGAAGGAAAUAACAUCUGAAAGUAGGAAAUAUAGAAUCCCACAAGCAAAUCAUAACAAUGUGAAUGCUGGCAUAGUGCUAUUUUAAAAGUGUAGAAUUAGUACAUGCAAUUCUAUAAAAAUAAUUUUUGUGAGUCUUUGAGACUUUUUUCUUGUAUUACGAAAUGGGGGAAGAGGAUAAUAAUAAAGAAAUCUUGUUUAUUGUUUUUAAUAUGAUGUCAAUAGACGUAUUGUAUAUCAAUUUUUUGUAAUAAUCAUUUUAUGUUAUGUGUAUACGAAAAAAAAA
Messenger RNA from Anneissia japonica, 989 nucleotides. Its product is annotated as cytochrome b-245 light chain-like. Gene Ontology annotation, molecular function: heme binding. Gene Ontology annotation, biological process: superoxide anion generation. Gene Ontology annotation, cellular component: NADPH oxidase complex. The record is from RefSeq and is a predicted model, not a curated record. Lineage: Eukaryota; Metazoa; Echinodermata; Crinoidea; Comatulida; Comatulidae. The coding region runs from base 191 to 724 and encodes 177 amino acids. The transcript has 5 exons.